ACUGUGGUAACUGUGGUGUAGCCUACAGCUGCAGAGAUGCGCGACACAGAAAAACAAGGAAAAUGAGGGAAAUUGAGGGAGAUGACAGGAGAGGACGGUAACCACUGAACACACAUCAUCUGAGAAUGUUUCCACACACGGAGGAGCACCGUCGUCGCUGCGCACUUCGGACAUAAAAACGCGGACAGGGCUCGGAUCGUACAUUGAUCCGAAUACAGGGGACGGGAGGGGUCGAUCAUGGGGAACGAAGCGAGCCUGGAAGGAGGCGAAGGGCCUCUGUCGGGGCUGCCGGAGGGGCUGGCACCUGACGGGAAGGGAGGCUUCGUCCGGGUCCCCGAAGGGACUCCGGUCAACCUGGGCGACCUGAGCGAAGAGCAGAGGAGGCAGCUGGCCGCCGCGAUGUCAAGGGCGCAGGGCAGGCAGCCCGGAGGCGCAGCACGAAGACCGUCAGAAUCAGAUACCCAGCGUUCCCAGCAGGUUGGGGCCUCCAGGGGCCCUACAGGUCUCAGUAAGAGUCGCACUGUAGACGCCUUCAACCAGGGUCCACCGGGAAAGGCCGCUCCGGGCCGCAGCCCCUCGUCCCUCAGCCUUUUCGAAAACAGAUUCCGGCAGGAGCCAAAAGACCCAGAGAGCAAGUCCUCCGGGAUGUUUGGCUCCAGCUUCCUGAGCGGGGCCAACCCCCUCAGUGCCAUGACCUCCUCCGUCUCCUCCUCCAUGUCCUCCAUUGGCGACACCGUCAAUAUGCCCAAGUUUGGAAUGUUUGGGGAUGAGGCGGAGGGGGGCGCAGCCGCAGCGCCUGAGUCCAAACAGGGAGGUAGGCCCCCUGGCAAGGGCCCUCAACAAGGGCCGGGGCAAAAGGGACCACAACAGGGAGGACCUCAGAAACAGGGUCAGGGUCCUCCUGGACAGGGGCCAAAGCCAGGGCAAGGACCCCCAGGCCAGGGACCAAAGCAAGGUCAGGGACCACCAGGCCAGGAUCCAAAGCAAGGUCAGGGACCACCAGGCCAGGGACCUAAACCUGGCCAAGGUCCACCUGGGCAGGGACCCCUUGGGCAGGGUCCCAAGCAAGGUCCAGGGCCUCAAUUAAGCCAGGGUCCGCCUGGUCAAGCACCUAGGCAAGGCCAGGGACCACCCGGCCAGGGUCCUCCUGGCCAAGGACCCCCAGGACAGGGACAGAGACAAGGACAGGGACCACCAGGACAGGGGCCACAAUCAGGCCAAGGUUCUCCUGGUCAAGGUCCUCCAGGACAGGGACCACCAGGACAAGGGCCCAAAUCAGGCCAGGGUUCUCCUGGUCAAGGUCCCCCUGGGCAGGGACCCAGACCGGGACAGGGACCACCAGGCCAAGGGCCCAAAUCAGGCCAGGGUCCUCCUGGUCAAGGACCUCCUGGGCAGGCCCCAAGGCAAGUUCAGGGUCCGCCAGGCCAAGGACCCCCUGGGCAACAAGCCCCAAAACCAGGUCAAGGACCACCAGGUCAAGGCGCCAAACAGGGGGCCCCUCCUCAGCAAGGACCUGGAAAGCAAGGGCCCCCAGGUCCUGGGGCUCAACCUGGGGAGCCAGCUAAGAGCGGAGGGUCUCCUGGUCAGCAGGGGGCUGGAAAGUCUGGAGGGGGUCCCUGUCCUCUGUGUAAGACCACCCAGCUGAACGUGGGCUCUAAGGACCCCCCCAACUACAACAACUGCACCGAGUGUAAGAACCAGGUCUGCAGCCUCUGCGGCUUCAGCCCCCCCGACUCAGCGGGUAAAGAGUGGUUAUGUCUCAACUGCCAGAUGCAGCGAGCGAUGGGCGGUAUGGACCCCCCCGGCAUGACGAAGCCCAAACAAGGCUCGGCCCCGCCCUCGCCCCAGAGACAGGGGCCUGGCAAGCCUGGCAAGCUGCUGAUAAGGCAGCAGAGUACCUCCGACCAAGGGUUAACACCUCCGACCACACCCAGGCAGAAAUCCCCUACCUCUCCUGGGCCGCUUUCCCCGGGCUCCUCGUUGGGAGGGUCCCCAAAGAUCGACCCCAAGACGGGCCGUCCCAUUCAGACCAAGCCCAGUCCCCAGCAGUCUCCAGCUAAAGCCAAGCAGGAGUCCAGCUUCUUUGGGGGUUUUGGAGGUAUCAGUCUGGGAGGCUUAACAGAUACCAAACCUGCGGGUGCUUCUCAAGCUACCGAGUCUGUUACAGGGAAACUGUUUGGAGGGUUUGGCGGUUUGAUGGAUUCACCGAAGCCUCAAGCGCAGACUGCCCCAAAGCAGGAGGAGUCGGUGGCUGGGAAGUUGUUUGGAGGUUUUGGAGGGUUGACAGAAUCAGCUAAACCUCCCGCUGCUGCUUCUCAGAUGUUCAGUUUUGGUUCUUCACUCUUGAGUUCAGCCACAAAUAUCGUCUCUGGAGAGGAAGAGAAGAAGCCGGCAGUAUCUCCGCCUGGGUCGCCACCAGACUCUGGACCAGGUUCCCCUAUGGAUUCUGAGCCUGGUUCACCACCUGACUCCCCCUUCUCUGCUCCUGGGUCGCCUCCUGAUUCGGACUCUGCUCCUGACACUCCACCUGCUAAGUCCAAGAAACCCCUCAGAACCCUUUCUGUGGAGCAGGGGGAGAAGGGGCCAGCAGCUGAACCAGCACCUGCCCCUGAACCAGCACCUGCACCUGACCCAACUAGCAAGGAGAGCUGCCCUCUCUGUAAGACGGAGCUGAACGUCGGAUCAGCAGACGCCCCGAACUACAGCUUCUGCACCGAGUGCAAGAAGACAGUUUGCAACCUUUGUGGAUUUAAUCCUACUCCCCAUUUAGGAGAGAAAGAAUGGCUCUGCCUCAACUGCCAGACACAGAGAGCCAUGUCUGGCCAGCUGGGAGACGUGCCACCUCCAAACAUGGCUUCCCCAAAGAAGCAAACACCUGCUCCUGCUCCCUCCUCCACCCCUGCCCCUGCUGCUGUAGAUAGGAAACCUGUAGUAGAAGCAGCAGACCUAACCCCACCAGCUCCUGAUACCAAGGUAAAAACAUUGGAGACCUUGAAAGAGCCUGCAGGGAAGGAUAUGGUUGCAAUGGAUAGCAGUCCCACCAGCCCAUCAGACCUAGCUAAGCUGGAAAGCUCAGUCCUUCCAAUUCUUGAGGCAAAGUCAACCACACAACCAAAUGAUGAUGAGGAGAAACUAACAGACACUUUAAAGUCCAGACGUAAAUUAGAGGUUCUUCCUCUCUCACUAGACUCCCCAAGCUCAGAAGAUGACAGAGAACUUUCUGAUAAGAAUGCCAAAGGCACCACAAAAAAGCUUCUUGUGCCCAUGGAUGUCAGGGCAGAUUCGCUGGAUGAUAGCAGUGAAAGCUUUGGGAAGGAGAGCCCAAUGUCUGGGGAUGAUGAGGACUUUAUUCGAAAACAGAUCAUCGAAAUGAGUGAGAAUGAAGAUGCUUCCCCGUCUGAUGAGGAAAACCUGAUCCAGCGUAAGAUCAGAGAUCAUGAGAAGAAACCAAUGGAGAAGAAGACAACAGAGGCAGUAGAGCGGAGUUCAUCAGGAAAAAACAGAAGACUUACCAAGAAAAGCACUAUAAGUCCAGAUGAUGAAGAAGAUAAACAACUCCAUGGCUCGUUCGAUAAACCUGAUAUAGACAAAGAGGUGGGACAAGAACAAAAAGAGUCUCAGAGUGGUACUGGAGUUCGCCAAUUCCAAACUAUGGAGCUGAAUUCUACCAGCAGCCCAAUAUGUAUACCUAACGAUGGAGAGCCUGAAAUGGAAAGCCUUACAGACGAUGAUCGAUCUAGAGGUGAAGGGUCUUCCAGUCUACAUGCUUCCAGCUUCACUCCUGGGACAUCCCCAACAUCCAUUUCAUCACUGGAUGAAGACAGUGACAGUAGUCCAAGCCAUAUCCGUUCUGGUGAGGGUAAACAACACAGGAAAGCCAAACACAGACAACCUGGUCAAGUGCUACCAACUAUCGAAGACUCUUCUGAGGAAGAAGAGUUACGGGAAGAAGAGGAGCUACUCAGAGAGCAAGAAAAGCAGAAGGGCUCUGGGAAGAAAUCUAAGAAAGACAAGGAAGAGAUUCGUGCCCAGAGGAGGCGAGAGCGUCCAAAGACGCCACCAAGCAACCUUUCCCCCAUUGAAGAUGCAUCACCAACAGAAGAACUGAGGCAAGAGGCUGAGAUGGAGGAAAUCAGGCGAUCAUCUUGCUCAGAUUUCUCGCCCAGUAUUGAAUCAGACUCUGAAGGAUUUGAAAUCCAUCCCUCAAAGAUUGCAGCAGUUCAGAAAACAUAUCAACUGCCUCUAUCAGUAUCUCUUCACUCCCCUUCAGAUGAUAAAUCGAAGAACAAAUCUCUCAAAUCUGCUGAUGAGGCUUACGAGGAAAUAAUGCUAAGGGCGAAGUCUCCAACACUUGAGCAAGGUGAGAUUCAACCCGGAAAAGAGUCCAUUUAUGGAGGCAUGCUUAUAGAAGACUAUGCUUAUGAUUCUCUUAUUGACAAUUCAACAACUGACCUUAGGGCUAGAAAGAUUGUUGUUCCUUCUCAGCCCAAACCACUGAGAUCACCAGAUGAAGUUUAUGAAGACAUGAUUAAAAAGAGGCAGGAAUUCAUGAAGCUGGAGCAAGAAUAUGAAAAAAUUCAGCCAACAAAGGAAAACACUAAUCCAGAAAUUGUGUUGCAACCUGCUGAGAAUACAUUCUCCAAAAGCAGCGAAGUAACCUUAGGCGCAGAUGGGAAGCCAUUGUUGGAUGCUGAAACUGCCUAUGAAGAGCUAAUGAAAAAAGUGCUGACUCCUGGAACAAGUCCAACUCAGCAGGAUCCAGAAGUGGAAGCCACUGCUUAUAGAAAGGCACUCCAUCCCAUUCCAGACUUAAGGGUGACGCAAUGCUCUUCAGGAGAAUUGUCUUCUGAUGAUGAGAGUAUGAUAAAAAAGGAAAAAGGUACAACUGCAGUAUCAGGCACAACAUCAGCUAUGGAAACUGACCCUGUAACAGUGUUCGAGUGUCCCCAAUCAUCCACAUCAGAUCAACAACCUCAAACCACAAUUGCUGAAUCACAGGAUGAUGUUGUUGACUUAUCCAGUGCACUCCCAAAAACAUCAGCCACUGUAAUUGCCAGUGUUUCACCCCUGCCCACAGUCCCACAGUACACACCGAGUAUUCCUAGCGUAGUCUCUACUGCCCCACCUCUACCCCCCAAGCCAAGUGUCCUGUGUAGGGCUAAUUCUCAGGAAAAAGCAGAAGUACCUGUUCCACCACCACUGCCUCCUCCAACACCACCAAAACCUACAGUUUUUCCAAGGAAAGCCCCAGUUCCACUUCCACCUCAGGCUUCAGCAACUCCAAUGAGGCCAGAGAUAGGGGCAGUGACUGCAGCCCAAGGACCUCCUACAAGACAAGCAGUGACACCAAUGUACAAGCCUCAUGUUCCUCCCCCUGUUGCCCCAAAGCCAUCCAUUCAUUCACCAGGACAUAGUGUCAAACCACCUAUUGCCCCAAAGCCUGGCUCCCAGCCUUCUUCACCUGCCCAUGCCCCAUAUUCAUCCAGACCCUCUGUACUUCCCACUGGUCCUACUGAAAUGACUGCUCUAAAUCUGAGCCCUUCUUCUGAGAGUAAGCAGUUCCACCCGUCACCAAAGUCACCUUCUUCUCCAAGAUACACCAGAAAUCUACGUGACACAUAUGUAGUUAUUACACUGCCAUCUCAGCCUAGCUCUCCUGUAGAAGGUAUUUCCACUAUGGCUCCUUCUAGCCCUGGCCCAGCAUCCCCUUCACAACAAGCUCAGCCCCAAAGUUAUCACCAAGCACAGCCUCAACAUCAUUCAAAUCCACCGCAGCAUCAACAACCAACCCCUCCUCAAACAAACAGGGUGCCUCUGGCAUAUACUCGAUUCACAGAAUCCAUUGAAAGUCAAGAGAUUUGUGGCCCAGAAAAACAUGUAUCUAGUUCUUGUCACAUAAUUGAGGCUAUAUCUGCCUCAGCACAGCCACCUGUGGUUAUGCCUAACCUGAUCUCUCAAGUAGUCACCACCGAAGUGCAAAGGACCACUGUCUCUGUUGUUCAUGAAAGGACAACACCACCAGUACCAGCUCCAAGGGCAAAUGGUGUCCCAAUCUCAAUGGAGAAACCUAAGCCCCAAUUGCCAGCACAAAAUGGACAGGCUGUCCAACCCUUUGAGGUGGUGGAUCUUAGGACUGUUAAGGUUGAUCAAGCUUCAGAUAUGAAUGGUGUGGAUCUAUCUGCUGGCCCAGACUCAAGACGUCAGACCUUUCCAACUGAAAUCAGUCGCCAAAACAGUGCAGUGCAGUCACCUGUAGUCAACCUUAGUGCUGAAUCAUCCACUCUUUCUAUAGUGACUGAUAGUAUCACCAUUGUGACCUGUGCUGCCACAAUCCAGCAAUGUGACAAAGUAGACACCUCUCUAGUAUCUUCAGGUCCUCUCGAGCUAACAAAAGUCAAAGCUUUUGAGCCUGUUUCUCAAAUUAUAUAUCGGCCAAUUGAUUAUCAGCCCUCCACUAAUGUUGGUACAGAGAUUCCUAUUAACCUAUCAGUUGGAUCAAGUACAGGUGGAGGAACUUUCCAGACCGCCCCUGUCACUAUUGCACCCACUUAUAUAGCGAGUUGUGCUGCAAAUGGAUUAACUACGGGAACAACCACAGUGGCAGGAGCUGUUGACCUAAGCAUAACUAAACCAUUCAACACUAUGGUAUCAAUGGAUGCUGCUUCUGCAGAGAUGGUCACAGCUGUAAUCACAGAUGAUGACGGCAAACCAGUGGAUCUGACUGCAGGAAAAAAAGCAGUAUGCUGUGAUGUCAUGUUCCAAAUCCCAUUUGCAGGAAGCUGCACUUCUCAACAACCUACCACACCUCUACCUGAAGAUCGUUUUGGAUAUCGGGAUGACCAUUACCAGUAUGACAGAUCACCUUACAGCAUGAGAGGUUUUGGUGGAAUUAAACCUUCAAUGUCCGAGACAAACUUAGCAGAAGCUGGUCUGUUCUUUUACAAAAGUAAGAACAGCUAUAAUUUCAGUGGUACAACAGAGGGUGCAGUAGAUCUUACCUCGGCAAAGAAUUCUGAUGCAGGUGAAGCUGUUGACUACUCCAAGAAAGGGGCUUAUGCAGGAAUGACAAUUCCACCAUAUUCCCAGACCAGAGUCACAAGUGCUGUUGGUACACUCUUUGGUACAAGCAGUGUCUUGAGGUCAUCAAAUGGCGUGGUCUAUUCCUCUGUUGCAGCACCAAUCCCAUCAACGUAUGCCAUUACCAACCAACCUGGGUCCAUCUUUAGCACAUCAUACAACUCUCUGUCAGGUAUGCAUACCAGUGACACCAUGCCCUCCCUGUCCAACCUCCAGAACUUGCAACUUACAAGAUCCCACAGUUUCCUGUCGACCAUCUCCAUUACUGCAACAGAAGAACAAGGAGAUGCCCCACUUAAUCUAGAGAUCUCAAGAAGGGGUAGCAUUGCUGGUGUCACCACAUUACCAGCUUCCUUAUCCCUUGACACUUACACUGAUGCAUCGCUAGAAGCAAUAGCGGCUUCACUGGAAGCUCUGUCUUCACCCAUGGUUCCUGGGGAUGGCCAGUAUCAGGCAGAGCGUGAGAGGCUAGAGAUGGAGAAACUGAAGCAACAGCACCUGGCUGAGGAAUUAGAGUGGGAGCGCCUGGAGAUUCAGCGAUUCCGAGAGCACGAACAGGUCUUGGUGCAGAAGGAACUGGAGGAGCUGCAGUCCAUGAAGCAGCAUAUCCUGAACCAACAAGAAGACGAAAGACAGGCCCACCUUAUGAUGCAGAAAGAAACAUAUGCCCAGCAACAGCAGCAGCUUGAGCAGAUUCAAAGACUCCAAGAGCAACUGCGCAUGCAGCUGGAAGAGCAAAAGCUUCGUCAGAUGUACCCAGGUGGGGACAUGCCCGGUCACGGUGUGCAGGAGGCAGUUGUUUUGGGACCUGAUGGCACAGUGCUGUCUCGAAAGAUCACGGAUAGUGGGUGCCAGACAGAUGACGAAGAUGAGACAGUUAGUAAAGCUUACACUGCAGGUAGAAAAAAGAGGAGUGCUAAAAAGAGUGUUGAUAGUUGUGUGCAGACUGAUGAUGAAGAUCAAGACGAAUGGGAGGCUGAGACCAGAAACCGUCAAAGCCGGCCACGCACUGCCAGGGGUGAUAGGGGCGGGCAGUCAGAUAUGUCUUUUAAAGCCCACACUGAGAUUUCUAUACAAACAGAUUCUGAGGGGAACAUUAUAAUGGACACCAGGAUGGAGCUGUCUGACUCUGAAAGGACCUCACCUAAGAAACGACCUACCCCCUUAGAAAUAGGCCAGUCUUCUAACCUCAAAGUUGAUUCCUCCACACUAGCACCUUCGAAAUCUGCCAACGUACUCUAUUCCCCAAUAUCUCCCUGUAUAUCCCCAAGCAAAUCCCUGGAGUUCGUGUCCUAUGAGAAAAAACUGGGUGAUACAAGCCCACAAAACCUAAAGGGGAGUCCAGAUCCAGCAAGUCCCAGGGGACAAAAAGGCAUGCAGAGAUCCAUGUCUGACCCUAAGCCUGUGAGCCCAACAGGAGAAGAAAGGGGAAACUCUGGGGAUAGCUACGCGGGGAAAAGCUCAGGUAGCACACCAACAGGCACUCAAAAGAAGGUGAAGAGGACGCUUCCCAAUCCACCGUCAGAGGAUGAGUCAACAACAACUGGUCAGACAGCAUACACCACUGGUUCGGCCCGCCGAAGAAUGUGCCGCAAUUCCAACAUGGCACGUGCCAAGAUACUGCAAGAUAUUGACCGUGAGCUGAAUCUAGUGGAGCGUGAGUCUUCAAAACUCAGGAAAAGACAAGCAGAGUUGGAUGAGGAGGAGAAAGAGAUUGAUGCCAAGCUCAGGUAUUUGGAGAUGGGCAUUAAUCGUAGAAAAGAUGUCCUACUGAUGGAGAGAGAGAAGAGAGAAAGGGCCUACUUACAGAGUGUUGCUGAGGAUAGAGACUACAUGUCAGACAGUGAGGUUAGUAACAUCCGAGAGACAAGAGGUGGGCUUGGAAGUGAAGAUGUUGAGAUUGAAAGUCAUGGUCUUGAACGUCCCAGGACAGCUCCCCAGGCAGAAUUGGAAGAGUUUGUCCCACCUCAAACCAAGCAUGAGUAUGGAAAAUACUCCCAGUACCAAUACAAUCAAACCCAAUACCAACAGUCUCUCUACCAGACUCCUCAGUCCUACCAAUCUCACUCUCUGUACUCCUCUGUCCCCUCGCUCACCAGUGCCCAGCAGCAGAGUUACCACCAGAUGCUUCUGUUGCAGCAGAAAGCCGCUAGACAAGCAGCCCUCCUCUCAGAGCUGGAUGCAGCUAAAUAUGAAGUCAUUAGCCGCCAACCUGAUCCCACAUCAUCAGCUUUCCUGGGGGUCAAGUAUGACAAAUAUGGCAACCACCUUGACCUCAGAGCGUUGGAUGUGGGAAAUAUGGCACGUAGCCCAAUGUCAGCUGUCUCUGAUUCCUAUUACACCGACGUAGAUCAUCAUACACCUAGGAGUUACAUGUUGCUAGAAGAUGCUGCAGAACUUGCUAAGGGCUCCACAGGUAUGUCUUCAUCUUACAGUCUGGCGGAGAGGGAGCUGGCCAAAGCAGAGAAGCUUCUGCGUAGGAGUGCUGCAGAUCUGGGGUCUACUGACUAUCUGGGAUCCACCUCUAGACUCCAUACUUAUGGAAAGACCCCUGAUGAAGAGGAUACAAUGGAGGAACCCUAUGAACUGAAACUACUAAAGCAACAGCUCAAGCAAGAGUUUAGGAGAAGUACAGGUGGGACAGAAAACUUAGAACAACUGACAGGGCUGUCACAGCACUACUAUACCCCAAGCUCGAGCGUCUCUAGUUACUCCCAAAGAAACUAUCCAAAGACAGACAAGUACAGCAUCAGUCGACUUACUCUAGAGAAGCAAGCAGCUAAACAACUCCCGGCAUCGAUGUUGUACCAAAAACAUAAGACUCCAUUGAUAGAACCUAAGAUCUCCUCCAAAUAUUCCUCUAUUCCAGAUAACAGAGGCUUGGAGACAGACUAUAACUAUCUUGGGUCUACCAGUGCAUCAGCAAGAGCCAGCCGGCUCUCUCAAGAUGAGAUCACCUUUGGCCUUCGUAAGAAUAUUGCAGAGCAACAAAAAUACCUGGGGUCCACCUUGGGUGCCAACUUGGCUGGGUCAUUAAACCUGGGCCAGAGUUUAGGAUUGGACUCUGCCUAUCCCAGUGGUAGUCGCUCAAGACCCUCAUCCAGGCCCACAUCUUGCUAUGGGUUGGACUUGUCUCUCAAAAGAGACCUUUCCAGCUCUUCACUGAGGCUCAAAGGGGACGGGGAAUCAUCUGGAGAUGUACCAAGCUAUCAAACCCCCUCUGGCCGCACCAAACCUACCAGCCUUCCCAUUGUACAAAGUGGCCGUGGCCGAUUACCCAUAGUGGCCCAGAACUCAGAAGAAGAGAGUCCGUUGAGCCCUGUUGGGCAGCCAAUGGGCAUGGCCCGUGCCUCAGCGGGACCUCUGCCACCUAUAUCAGCAGAUUCAAGGGACCAGUUUGGUUCCUGCCUGUCAUUGGAGGACUCCCAGCAGCAGCAACUUAUCAGGGAAGAGCCAACCAGGGGUAGGGGUUAUGUGCUGAUGGAUGACCUUCAAGGCACCAUGUCAGAUAGUGAAGCCCUAAGUGAUUCGCUGAUGGCUUUGAACAGAGACGACGCAACCAAUGCCUACCACCUUAGACGAGAGGAGACCGACUGGUUUGACAAACCUAGAGACGGCCGUUCAGAGAAUGGCCAAGAGAAGAGACAGGGAAAAGGCCCGUACUACCCCUUCCCUCACCUCAGGGUCAAACUGCAGAGGGAUCCCAAAGAUCGCAGUGUCUCAGGAAAUGGUCUGGGUAUCCGUGUGGUUGGAGGGAAAGAGGUCCCUGCAAGUAAUGGAGACAUUGGAGCCUAUGUAGCUAAAGUCUUACCAGGUGGAGCUGCAGAACAAACAGGAAAGAUUCUUGAAGGAAUGCAAGUCCUGGAGUGGAAUGGUGUUCCUCUGACGGGGAAAACCUAUGAAGAGGUUCAAGGGCUCGUCGGGCAGCCGUGCAAUGAAGCAGAAUUGUGUGUCAGACUUGAUCUCAACAUGCUGUCCGAUUCUGACGGUUCUGAUCACCUGGAUUUCCAGGAGCACAGCAAAGGUGACAGACCCCCCAGGUCUCCAGGUGUUGACCCUAAGCAGCUGGCGGCUGAGCUGCAGAAGGUGUCCCAGCAGCAGGCCCCUUCCUCCACCUCUUCCUCCGGCCUGCCCCCCACCACCUCCGCAACCUCCAGCCAGCCAGGGUCUCCCUCCGUCAGCAAGAAACGCCACAGCAGCAAGACUGCAGAGGGAAUGAAGACCCAGUCGCAGCCCGUCUCUGGAGAGAUACAGCUUCAAAUCCACUACGACAAGCAGCUUGGCAACUUGAUCGUUCAUGUCCUGCAGGCCAGAAACCUCGCUGCGCGGGACAACAAUGGCUACUCCGACCCGUUUGUUAAAGUGUAUCUCCUUCCAGGGAGAGGUCAGGUCAUGGUUGUCCAGAACGCCAGUGCUGAAAACAAGAGGAGGUCCAAACACGCAGGCAAGAGUCUCAACCCAGAGUGGAACCAGACUGUCAUCUAUAAAAACAUCCACCUGGAGCAACUGAGGAAGAAGACGCUGGAAGUGAGCGUGUGGGACUACGACAAGUGCUCCUCUAAUGACUUCUUAGGAGAGGUUCUUAUCGACCUGUCCAACACAGUCCAGCUGGACAAUGUCCCGCAGUGGCACCCCCUGAAGGAGCAGAGCGAGGGGGACCACCACCGGCGCUCCCACUCAGGACAGAGCCGCCACUCCUCCUCUAAAUCCUCCUCCCAGCACUCCUCCCCUAAAACUACCGUCUCCGAACACGACAAUCAGGAUUCUCCCAAAUCAUCUGUCAUCAAGAGCCGAAGCCACGGGAUAUUUCCAGAUCCGGCCAAGGACACGCAGGUGCCAACUCUCGAGAAAUCUCACAGUAGCCCUGGCACAUCGAAGCCUUCCCCGUCCGAGGGCCAGAGCCAAAGGCACGGACACAGGGAACACUCUCGCUCGCACGGCGCUUCACACUCCGGCAAAAGUGCCACGCGGCACCACCAUCAGGACAGCGGCACUGGAAGCGGUGGAGGCGCUGCCAUAGCAACAGCCACUGCCUCGCAGCAGCCACAGCAGCCGCCGCCGCAACGCCUCCAACCAACUCGGUCCAGCUACAGAUCCGGAGAUGCCCCGGUCACAGCCGCCUCUCUGGAUAGCGGCCUGAGCGGCAGCGCCUACAGCCUGCUGGACGAAGAAGGAGAGACAAACGAGGUGGACAGUGCCAUCUUCCAGGUGCCACGAUUUGGAAAGAUCCCCAAUGGCACAGACGUGAUGAAAUCCUCACUUGGACUCGGUGACACUGAAGGUAAGUCCCAGGUGAUGGGGGAGAUAAAGAUCGCUCUGAAGAAGGAGGUAAAGACGGAUGGUGAGCAGCUGGUCCUCGAGAUUCUUCAAUGUCGCAAUAUCACCUACAAAUUCAAGUCUCCGGACCACCUGCCUGAUCUGUAUGUGAAGCUCUACGUGGUGAACAUCGCCACCCAGAAGAGGAUCAUCAAGAAGAAGACCAGAGUGUGUCGCCAUGACCGGGAGCCAUCUUUUAACGAAACCUUCCGCUUCUGUAUGAACCCGGCCGGACACUCGCUACAGCUGUUCCUGGUGUCCAAUGGGGGCAAGUUUAUGAAGAAGACCCUGAUUGGGGAGGCCUACGUGUGGCUGGACAAAGCGGACCUACGCAAGCGAGUGGUGAGCUGGCACAAGCUCCUCGCCAGCACUGCCCAAAUCCACUCAUAGACAGAAACUCCACCUAAAAAACUCUCAUUUGGGGACGCUUAGGUUCAACAUCUGUCACACUGAUCCACUCCGACUGGAUGGGUAAAGGGUGGUUUGGGCUUGGGAAUAUUUUGUUCAGGGCUCUGAGAUUUGGAAGAUGCUUUUGUUCGUAAGGGCCCCUCUGAUGAUCGUUUCUGUCCUGCAGGAGGGUUGGGGGGAGUAGUGAUGCGUUUACAGGAAACUAAGCUAAGUUUACAGGAAGUACAGUGUACAGUAGUGAAGCCAGGGCUGAGGAGAACACAAGUGCUGAGGUCAGAGGUCAAGCACGGAAUCAACCAGGUAUUACACUCUUUAAUUCACUACACACACACACACACACACACAAUUAUUCACGACAAGUUUGCACACUCAUUCACGCAGAAGAGACAUUUUAAUUCUACAGGGAAUGGACACACUUCUUAUUUAUUUAUGUAGAUGUUUUAUCCAUUCCUUCAUUGCUUUAUUAUGAGAGUUUGAUUGAUUUACAAAGCAUUUUGGGAAUGAAAUAGUGAAGACUCCGCUGCGGAGACCUCGUAUUUAUUUUGUAUUAGGAUAUUAGGGUAGAGUUCUAUCAUUUGUCUUCUUCUCAAUUAUUUAAAAGAUAAUCUAUCCUGGGAAGGAAGCAUCAUAUAUUUUAUAACACACUACCUAGCAUUCCAGUCCAAGAGAAAAAAUAAAUCUCAGAAUGCAUGAAUUUAUUAUCUCCUUGUUCACUUUGCACCCCAUCUUUUCUCUCCCUAAGUGUAAACACAGUUGUAUCAAAUGAUGUAUAUUGUUUGAUAAUGAUUAAUAUGGAUAUAUAAUUGGAUACUAUAUAUUGUGCGCAUGAGUCUAUCUAUCUGGUAUGCAUUGCCACAUGUUCUGCACAAAAAACAAUCACCUCUAAGGUUCACUCUGUACAUAGUGAAGUGUCAUAGCUGGAAAUGAAUUAUAACAUAUAUAGAUAGAUAUAUAGAUAUCUUUAUCAGAGACAAUCGAGUCUUGAUGAUUGUGACAUAGAGCUUUUAUUUACCCAUGAUGCCCCUUAGAAUGUGAGAUGUUUACCAUUUGAGAUUUUAUUCUUUUUCUUUGUGAGAUCCAGGCACAUUACGAGUCUUAUAUUCACCCUGCUUUCAUUCAUAGGAGCAGUCAACCUAACAACGCACGCUUUUGUGGUAUUUUGCACUUUUUUCUGCUUAGAAUGUAAAACCAAUGUCAUCGUCCUGCUAAAAAUUUGAGAUGAUUUACCUUACAAGGGCGGGAAGUAGAGAGGUAAAGUAAAGCGAUGAAAAUAUCUGGAGAUACUGUAGCGAACAAAAGACAAAUGUGCCGGGAACCAUCCACGAAAAAGCACUAUUACCAUUCUAAGAUACGUCAAUGCUAUCGUUGUAGCAUGUUGAUGUUUUGUCCCAGUUUUUGUCAUAUACGUGUUAUCUUGUUAUUGCCACUUCCACAAAUUGUCAAUGUUGUGUCUUUAAAAGUCCAUAAUGUCUUAGUAAAUGUCCUACCAUGUGCUAUUUAGGGGGGAAAGAGGUAGGCUUCAUUUAGCAUUUUCAGUCCAAAUUAGCAGUAAAAGUUGAUAUCUGAGUCAUAUGCAACAUCUUCUGAAUAAAGGUGGUAACUGCAUCAUGACUCAGCAGAUAGUUGAAAAAAGAGGAAGCAUUUAUCUUGAUUUUUCUUUCGCACUGUGUUUUCAUGCCCUCCAUGAAACGCUUAAUCCUUUAAUAUAAUUUCUAUACAAAUCUUUUAUUUAUUGACUGUGAGACUAUUUUAUAUGUUGUAUUAUAUUUGUUUACAGUUCAUAUCAGGUGUACAUAAAAGACAAGUUGGGAAAUUUGUUUUUAUACACACCGUAUCGUUGUUUACAAGGUUCAGAGGGCCUGGAACUCAGAGAACUAACUUUGUUGUCCUUGUGCACCAACACACAUACGGACAUUAACAUGCACACAUCCUGAAUUUCACAGCCGGGAAUCAAGAUAAGAAAAGAUAACAUACCCAUUUAAACAUUUCAUGUUCUCCCCCUUUGAAUAGUUAAUUGUAAGCACUUGAAUAACUGAAAUGUUUUAAGGUCAGUGUGUGGUUUUCUUAUUUUCAUACCUGUGUGUUUGUGUAAAGCAUCUCCAGACCAGUCCAUGCAUGUCAUAGGCCAAAUUGCAUAUAUAUUCUUUUAAGUGUUGUCUGUCUAAAAAUAUCAACUUUAAAAUCUCUCUAAAAAGAUGAACACACACACAAACACACACGCACACACACAUGCUGUCUCUAUUUCCAACCUUGUAAAUACAAAGCUUUUUUAUACUGGGGUUUGGGGAGCAAUAGGUCUUUUAGCAGACUGAAAAAAGGUGUGUAAUCAUAGAUGUAAAAGGAAGUUGUUUUUUUCUCUUGAUCAAUGUACAGCGGAUAGACUGAGAAACAACGUUAUGUCUGUUUAUAGGGACAGAUUUACCCGACCCUUAACACCAAACACUUAAGGUUUACCAGAGUCUAACUACACAGAAGUCUAUCUUAACUCGAGCAGUUGCAGGAGAAUUUAAAUGUGCUCACACUGGAUGUUGCAUGUUUCGUUGGUGGUUCAUACUAUUUUUGUGUCCAGAUAUUAUUAAAGAGAAAAAAAAGAAUGAGGUAGCGAAAGAUAUAGAACAAAACUGUCGUAGAGAAGGAAAUUAUGAAGAAAAACCUAUUAAGAUUAUCGAUGAUGUAUGCUGACUGUACAAAGAUUAUGCUUGUAAAACCCAUCUGGUUUUUCACUUGUAAGUAAACAGAAAAAAAAUCUACUGUCAUGGUUUUGUGAUUGUAUACAGGAGGUAUUGAUAAAUUAUGCAAAUUGUGCUGUAAAAAUGGCUGUUGCCCCAUGUCUAAAUAUUAAAUAUCAGUACAAAGGAAA
Molecule: messenger RNA, 15661 nt
Organism: Gymnodraco acuticeps
Lineage: Eukaryota; Metazoa; Chordata; Actinopteri; Perciformes; Bathydraconidae
Gene: pcloa
Product: piccolo presynaptic cytomatrix protein a
Biological process (GO): protein localization to synapse; presynaptic active zone assembly
Cellular component (GO): GABA-ergic synapse; axon; cytoskeleton of presynaptic active zone
Molecular function (GO): metal ion binding; structural constituent of presynaptic active zone; protein binding
Source: RefSeq, a predicted model, not a curated record